Molecule: messenger RNA, 1503 nt
Organism: Ascochyta rabiei
Lineage: Eukaryota; Fungi; Ascomycota; Dothideomycetes; Pleosporales; Didymellaceae
Exons: 1
Coding region: 1-1503 (500 amino acids)
Molecular function (GO): oxidoreductase activity; FAD binding
Source: RefSeq, a predicted model, not a curated record
AUGGCGCCUCCAGAACACUACAAACAUGGACUGCUUGGGUUGCUAUGUCUUACUCCAGCACUAGUAUUGGGCAAGACGAGCAAGGCCGAUAGCAUCCACUCAUGUCUCCAGAACGGAGGUGUACAGGCCACGAUUUCAACAGACAGCACCUGGGCCAACGACACCGCUGCAUUCCAGUUCCGAAUUCCGCGAGAGCCGGUUGCUGUCGCCUUCCCACAGAAUAGAGACGAAGUCGCCGUGGCUCUGGGCUGUGCUCGCGACGCAUCAGUCAAGGUGUCUACUAUCAGCCGUGGGCAUUCCUUCCAGGGUUACAGCUUUGGCAACCCCGGCAACCUGGUCGUCGAUGUGGCUGCAUUUACCGAGCUCAAAUUCGACAACGCUACAAACCAGCUCACAUUUGGCGGAGGAGCAAACGUCGGACCAACGGCCAAGUACCUCUGGGACAACCAUCGUCGCCACUUCCCCCAUGUACGAGGUUCCCACGUCGGUCUCACAGGCAGCAGCAUGGGUGGCGGAUUUGGCACGACGUCCAGAUUCCUCAAAACGCCUGUGGACAACCUGGUUUCAAUCGAGUACAUGCUUUACAACGGAUCGGUUGUGACGGCAGGCCCUGGAUCAGACCUACUUUGGGCAGCUCAGGGUGCCGGCCCCAGUUUCGGUAUCGCGCUCUCUACGACAACAAAGACAUACGAGCUUCCUCGAGACGGAGCUAUCAGCUACUCCCUUAAUCUUGGCGAUGUGAGCACCGCUACUGCGUCUGCUGCUCUUCUGGCAAUCCAAAAGUGGGUCGUCGAUGGACAGGCGCCGGAUGAGCUUUCUCUCCGCCUCACGCUGAGCGACUUCUCAUCAGCUGGCUUCUUCUACGGAGACGAAGCAUCCUUCGACAAAGCCUUCUCGCCGCUUGUGAAAUCGUUGAAAUCUAUCGCCCCUACGUUCAACUUGACAAAGACUGAUAUUCCUUCGUUCUGGGACUCGGAAGUAGCUGCCGUAGGUCCUGGUAUGAACCAGCCGACUGGCGGAGCACUUGGCGGCCGCGCCUCGCUCGUUCAAUCUUGGACUACAACGAACGACCAUCCUUUGACGCUGAAGCAGGCGAAAGCGCUGUUUGACAACUACCACUCCUUGAACCGCACCGACCUCACAGGCACUGGCUUCCUCGACCUGUGGGGCGGAGUCAGUCGCGAUAUCGCCGACAGCGACACAUCGUUUGCACACGGUAAGAACCUUUGGCUUAUACGCGUCGACGGUGUCGCAGGUUCGGGCGUAUGGCCGAGCGACGGUCUCGCGUACAUGCAGACUCUGAUGAAGCCGUUUGAGAGUUCGCUGAAGAAGUCGGCCCCUCUCCGCAGUUUCGUCAACUAUGUCAACUCGGAGCUCAGCCUGAAGGAAUGGAGUAACAGACUGUAUGGUGCCAACUUUGCGAGACUGCAGAAGAUUAAAGCUGCAGUGGAUCCCAUUGGACUCUUCUCUGGAUACCACCUUGCGAUCCCGGCCGCUCGCUAG